UGCAGGAACCGCAUCCGCCAAUAUCCAGCACUGGUCAACUGCACCACCAUAGACUGGUUCUCCGAGUGGCCGCAGGAAGCUCUGCUGGAGGUGGCCAAAAGAUAUCUGGAAGGGGUGGAGCUAGGAAACAUGGAGGGGAUCAACGGAAAGGUGGCCAGGAUCUUUGUCACCAUGCACCGCUCGGUAGCGGAGUACUCCCACAAGAUGAAGAUGGAGCUGAGGAGACAUAACUACAUCACCCCCACCAGUUACCUGGAAGUCGUGUCCCGGUACAAGAGCCUCCUGAACGAGAAGCGGACAGAGUUGGGAGAGAAGGCCACCAAGCUGCGGAAUGGACUCUUCAAGAUUGACGAGACUCGGGAGAAGGUGGAGAAGAUGUCUGAAGAGCUGGCCAUCGCCAGGAGCCAAGUGGCCGAGUUUCAGAAGCAGUGCGAGGAGUACCUGGUCAUCAUCGUCCAGCAGAGGAGAGAGGCCGACGAGCAGCAGAAGGCAGUCACAGCCCACAGCGAGAAGAUCGCAGCG
Molecule: messenger RNA, 522 nt
Organism: Staurois parvus
Lineage: Eukaryota; Metazoa; Chordata; Amphibia; Anura; Ranidae
Source: the annotation of a GenBank genome assembly